UGAGGGCAGGGCCGUUGGGGUCUCGCUGGCAGCACAGAAGCUCUCGGAGGCCACCGGCCCUGCCUGGACCCAAUGGCGUGGCGAGUGGCCAUCCUGGUCCCUCUCCUCUUUCUCUCACUCCCCUGGCAGUGCGCCGAAGCCUGUGGUGCCAGCAGGUGCAGCUUCCAGGACCCGCCCUACCAGAACGCAGACUCAGGGCCUCCUCCGGGCUUGGCCGCAGGUGCCAGGGGCCUGAGCUGCUACCGGACACUGGAUGGCUGUUACGAAUGCUCCUGGGAGUAUGAGGGUCCCGCGGCUGGAGUCAGCCACUUCCUGAGGUUCUGCCUCAGGCCCGGGCACUGCUGCUACUUCUCGGCGGGCGCGGCCACCAGGCUGGAGUUCUCCGACCAGGACGGCGUGCCUGUGCUCGACAACGUCACUCUCUGGGUGGAAUCCAGGGCCGCCAACCGAACCGAGACGUCGCCCAAGGUCACCUUGAUCCUAUACCGCUCCUCCGUGAAAUACGACCCGCCGCCCGAGGACCUCAGAGUGUCCCUCGCAGCCGGGCAGCUGCGCCUGGAGUGGGAGCCCCCGGCCCGCCAGGACGGCGCCGAGGUGCAGGCCCGGCGCCGGACGCCGGACGGCCCGUGGAAGCUGGGUGACUGCGGACCUCAGGAUGAUGCUGGCCUCGAGCGGUGCCUCUGCCCGCUGGAGACAGACGAAGCCCAGGAAGUCCAGCUGAGGCGCCGGCAGCUGGGGCCGGGCGCCCUGCCCGGUCCCUGGAGCAACUGGAGCAGCCCCGUGUGCGUGCCCCCUGAACCGCCUCCGCAGCCCGAGGUGCUGCUCCUGGUGAAGCCGCUGGGCCGGAACGGGAGGAGGCAGGUGGCCCUGCAGAGGCAGCUGCCCCGGCUCCGGCUCCCUGAGGGCUGCCGGGGGCCCGCGUCCGGCGCCCAGGUGACCUACGAGCUGCAGCUGCACAUGCUGUCCUGUCCGUGCAAGACCCAGGCUGUGAGGAACCUGACCCUGCACCUGCAGAGAACACUGAGCCUCUCGGGGGCCGCCUACAACCUGACCCUCGUCCCCAGGAGUCGCUUUGGCUCCGGCCCCAGCCAGUCCUGGCACAUUCCGGCCGACACGCACGCAGAGCCCGGAGCCCUGAACAUCAGCGCCAGAGCCAACGGGACCACCAUGAGCUGGCCGGCCGGGACCCCCGGCCUCACCUACUGCAUUGAGUGGCAGCCCCUGGGCCAGGACGAGAGCCCUGCCAACUGCACCCUGACCGAGCCCAGCGACCCGGACUCCUCUGGAACAGCAGCCCCGCACUGGAGCUGGGCCUCCAGGGCGCCCUCGGCGUGCUACCGCAUCACCAUCUUCUCCUCGGCACGGCCAUGGAAACCCACCUCCUGGUCCACCGUCCUGUCCACCUACCACUUCGAGGGCAAUGCCUCGGAGGCUGGGAGCCCGCAGCAGGUUUCGGUGCAGAAGGUCGGCCCGGACUGGGUGUCUGUGGCCUGGACGCCGUCGCCGCUGAGCUCCUGCCCGGGCGUCCUGCAGAAGUACGUGGUCCGCUGUCGGGAUGAGGACAGCGCCCAGGUGACCGAGCUGCCGGUGAACGCCACGGAGACCCAGGCCACGCUGGCUGGCCUGCGGGCCGGCACUGCCCACAGCGUGCAGGUGCGAGCAGACACUGCCACACUGCGGGGCGCCUGGAGCCAGCCCCAGCGCUUCCGCACAGAUGACCCGCCUUCAGAGUUGUCCAUCUUCCUCGCCUCCCUGGGCAGCUUCCUCAGCAUCCUCCUCCUGGGCGUGCUUGGGUACUUCAGCCUGAACAGGGCUUGGCCGCACCUGUGCCCGCCCCUGCCCACGCCCUGUGCCAGCACCGCGGUGCAGUUUCCCAGCAGCCAGGGGAAGCAGGCCUGGCAGUGGACCAGCCCGGCGGACUUCCAGGAGGAGGAGGAAGAGGCCCUGAAGGAGGCCCUGGUGGUGACCAUGCCUUGCGGAAAAGGCGAGGUGGCUGACCUGCACACGCCCGGCCCUCUCCCGGACCGGACGGAGCUGCCGUGGGGCGCCCUCGAGCCAGCCCAGGACGCAGAGCUGUCCCUGGAGGACGGGAGGCAGGGGCCAGGACCCCCCGAGGCCGGUCAGGAGGGCAGCUCUGCCCGGGCGGCUGGACGGUCCCCGCUCCUGGGAGAUCCAGCGCACAGUCCCGGGUCUGCCGGCCCUCGGCAGAUGGGCCUGGAGGCCUGAAGGGGAAAAGAGGAUUCUACCUCCUCUCAUGGACAGGACAGAGAGACUGACGGUGGACGUCACAGCAGCUGCUGAUUAAAUGCUUUU
Pipistrellus kuhlii (Kuhl's pipistrelle) is the source of this 2313-nucleotide messenger RNA. RefSeq names its product interleukin 12 receptor subunit beta 1 (gene IL12RB1). The transcript has 16 exons. The record is from RefSeq and is a predicted model, not a curated record. The coding region runs from base 73 to 2226 and encodes 717 amino acids. Gene Ontology annotation, molecular function: protein binding. NCBI's taxonomy places the organism in Eukaryota, Metazoa, Chordata, Mammalia, Chiroptera, Vespertilionidae.